UUGAUAGAUAACUGUGCACAUGUUAAGACAUAUCACACGUAAUAAAUUAUAUAGUUUUGUGUGUUUAAUAAUUGUGCCAUGAACUAAAAUGGUUAUCAAAUAGUUGUAACGGAAGUUUUAGUUGUUUAUAAGUGUUAACUAUUACAGCUGUAUUGUUGCUUCAAGUGAACUGCCGAAUAUUACUAAAGGAUGGAUGAUGAACAAACAUAUAUAAAUAGCUAUCCGAGUGUGGUAGCUCCUGAUGAAGGAGUGAUAUCUGUGGAUGUAUCCCGGGACACGCUAGUGGACUCCAUGACAGAUAUGUCUGAGACACCCAUACCACCUGAUAUUAUUGCGUCUGUUGACAACCCUAAUGAAAAUGAAGAACAGAAUACUAGACUGACGCUGGCUUACGAGAGGCUGUAUGAAAUACCUAAGACCAUUGUGGAGCGGUUCUCGGACCACAUCAGAUAUCUUGAUAUCAGUCACAAUAAAAUUACAAAUUUGGACGCGCUGGUAUUCUUCAGGAAUCUAACAUCCCUCAUAGCAGAUGACAACCCCAUCACAGAAAACUGCUGCCUACCACCUUUGCCUAAACUGCAACUCUUGUGGUUGAAUCGCUGCAAGAUCUCGUCUCUAUACCCAUGGGUGGGUAAACUGAAGGAGUCCUGUCCGAAUCUGCAGUUCCUCUCUCUGAUGGGCAACCCUGCAGCACCCAGCUACUUCAAUGGAGGAACUUUCUAUGAAUACCUACAGUACAGGCUCUUCGUAAUCUCCCAGUUUCCGUCCCUCAACCAUUUGGACGACCGCAAAGUGACAGAUGACCAACGCACAGAGUCCCUUCGGCUAUACAAGAGACCCUUCUUCGAGAGGAUUGUGAAGCCAGCGGGGCUCUCACAACUCGUCAACUCUUCUAUAACUUGGAACACCUUCCAGAACAAGAUAUCUUCGUUCUUGGGUAAGGAUAAGUCACAGAAUCGAAACCUUCUUAUUUAAGGGCCUAGUUUGCUCAAGUUAUGCUGAUAUAGAUGGUGUGAGAAAUAUCGUUCAAAAUCAUUCAAUUUAUUCAGCAUAGACUUCUUGAACGUCAAAUAAAAGAUAGCGCUCAUCAGACUUUUCAACACAAAGAGCUCUUUUUUUAUAUUUUUAACAAUUAAGCCUCAAGGAUUUGAAUUUUUACGCGGGGGUUUUCACAAAUUUUCAAGUCACAUGCACAAAGACCCACCCACAUUCAGGACAUGCAUUUAAGGAUCACACAAAUGCUUAUCUAACGCGCUUAAUGGGUUUGGCGUGGUGACCUCAACCAUUCGCCUAUCCUAGCAGUGUAGAAGAAACGGCUUUUUGUACAUUUUACUAGUUCCGAUACAUUGCCGCUGAAGAUGUAUCAAUUCUGAAGCCAGAGUUACAUGGCUCGGUAAUACACUGAAAUUCAAACGAUAUUUCUCUCAUCGUGAAGUAGCUUGUAAUUAUGAAUGCAUAGGUUGGACUUUAUAUAUUUUAUUUUAGUAUUUAGGUUGGUUCCAAAAGUACAUAUGUAUUGAAAUAGUAAUUAUAUGUACCUCCUUGUUUUAGCCGCUAGAUAUUCGGUGUUAAUAUAUAGCUUGGCCAAGAAUUAGGCUGUCAAGUUUUCUACAAGCAUAGAUUGUUUCUUUAUUUUAAGAAAUUAUACGACUUUAUAAGCUAUACCACAACCAAGGUUGUUGAUAAUAAUCUUGCCAGUUAAUAACAAUGUUUUUAGGUAUAUUAUACUAAAAUCGUAUAGCUGUUGACCUCUUAGCUUUCAUUGUUAUUAAGCCUUUAAAAGUUAAUUGGUUAGAUACAUUGUAUUUUUCUUUUCGAUAUUUUUUACUUUGUUGGGAUACGUCAAACAAUGAUUAUAAAAGUAAAGCAUGAACUGAAUCGGUCACCAGUAACUUAUGAUGUGCAUUUUCAAAUGGUUUGUGCCUUUUGUUAUCCAAGUGGAAUUUAAUAUUGUGAUAAUUACUUAGAUCAAACAAUGGUCCAAUUGUUGUAUCUAUUUAUUUAUAAGAUUUUAUAUACAUGACAUAUUGUUAUAUUAUACAUUCCUUACUGUACAA
Messenger RNA from Trichoplusia ni (cabbage looper), 2057 nucleotides. Its product is annotated as leucine-rich melanocyte differentiation-associated protein-like. Gene Ontology annotation, molecular function: protein binding. The transcript has 6 exons. Lineage: Eukaryota; Metazoa; Arthropoda; Insecta; Lepidoptera; Noctuidae. Bases 190 to 975 code for a protein of 261 amino acids. The record is from RefSeq and is a predicted model, not a curated record.